AUGGAAUCAUACAAGGCAACAUAUAACCAUCACAUAAAUCCAAUACCUGGACAACCGCUGUGGGAGGUUUCAGAAUUUAAUAAGCCACGUGCACCAAAGGUUAAGCGGCCACUAGGAAAAUUACAGAUGAAAAGAAGAAUGGAUUCAGAUAAAAAACAUGGAGGAGGCAAGAGAUUGAGGGUAGAUACUAAGAACAAUGAUAACACUCAUUUGAAAAGGCAGCUUGGAAAAUUUACUUGCAGUUAUUGUGGUGAUAAAGGUCACACCAAGAGAGGUUACAAAAAGAAGAGAUUGGCUGAUGCAGCAGCAGCAGCAGCUGCUGCUGCUGCUGCUGUGGCUGAGGCUGAGGCUGCUACAAAAAACAAAGAGGGCGAAGGGGGAGGAGAUCCAAUAGCCGACCAAACAUGCGUUGCUACCUCUGAUGGAACGAACCAACAAGGUGAAGGAGAAAAUGUACAACCUAUUGAUUUAGCACCUAUUGUUACAGCAGCCAGUGAUGUCCAACAAGUAGAACUUGAUUUGUCUCUCAACCUACCUGUUGCUGAAAAUAUAAGGCCUACAAAGCUGCCGGCAAGAAGAAGAAGUUCUCCAUCACCGAGUUCUGUCACAGUCAAUCCAUUGCAGGGUGCUAGCUCAGGAACAACAUCAAGGAUGACCAUCGCAGAAUUGGACGAUAACCACACCCACACCAUUCCGGCAUCCUCGCACUUCUGUUUCGGCUUUGUGACCUGGCCCAGUUAUCGGUUGGAGGACAAUGAUUCGAGUUUUCAGCUGCGAUUAAAAGAGAUAUCCAUUAUGAAGAUUUUCAAACAUCCAAAUAUAGUUAGGUUGCAUGAGGCUCAACAGGGAAAGCUUCCUAAAAAUAAUUCUAGGCGCUACUUUCAACAACUUAUAAAUGUUGUUGCUCAUUGUCACAAGAAGGGUGUGUACCAGAGAGACUUGAAGCCUGAAAACCUUCUUCUUGAUGCAUUCGAAAAUUUGAAAGUCUCUGACGUCGGAUUGAGUGCAUUGACAAAGCAGAGUGUUGAUGUUCUCCACACGACAUGUGGGACCCCAAAUUAUGUUACACCUGAGGUGCUAGGCAAUCAAAAUUAUGGUGCAACAACUGAUGUUUAA
This is a messenger RNA of Arachis stenosperma, 1116 nucleotides long. RefSeq lists its product as uncharacterized. Lineage: Eukaryota; Viridiplantae; Streptophyta; Magnoliopsida; Fabales; Fabaceae. The coding region runs from base 1 to 1116 and encodes 371 amino acids. Gene Ontology annotation, biological process: protein phosphorylation. Gene Ontology annotation, molecular function: ATP binding; protein kinase activity. The transcript is spliced from 8 exons. The record is from RefSeq and is a predicted model, not a curated record.